Molecule: messenger RNA, 2699 nt
Organism: Eleginops maclovinus (Patagonian blennie)
Lineage: Eukaryota; Metazoa; Chordata; Actinopteri; Perciformes; Eleginopidae
Gene: spns1
Product: SPNS lysolipid transporter 1, lysophospholipid
Exons: 13
Coding region: 327-1841 (504 amino acids)
Biological process (GO): transmembrane transport
Cellular component (GO): membrane
Molecular function (GO): transmembrane transporter activity
Source: RefSeq, a predicted model, not a curated record
AUACACGUUUUCAUCAAAUUGAUUAGAUUAAUCAUGUCAUUAUUAUUGUCACGUGACCACAAAGUCAUGUGAACUGCGAAGCGGAAGUUUGGUCAGAGCCAACAUGGCGGUGGUGCAGAAUAGUCCUCUCUGAAAUAUCCUGAAGUUAACAUUUUAUAUUUGAAAUAUUUUACCCGUAGAACUUGUUCUUAAGUAGCAUUUGUAAUUAAAGCAACAAAAUGGAGUUUGAAUAAAAUUCACAGCUCGGUGUGACGAAGACAUUAUCUGUAGCGGCGGCAGCGAGAAGAAAGAAGCGAGAGCCCUUACUCAUCUUCCCAGCAGCGGCCAUGUCUCUGGGCGAGUCGGCGUCGGACGCGGUGCCGUUCUUCUCCGAUGAGAGCGAGGCAGAGGGUCCUGAUGAGCAGGGUGGGGGGGCUCCACGGCCGCAGGAGGAGGAGGAGGCGAGCGGCGUGUCGAAGGUCCGAGCUCUGCUGACCGUCUUCAUCCUCUGCUACAUCAACCUGCUCAACUACAUGGACCGCUUCACUGUGGCAGGUGUUCUCCCCGACAUCGAACAGUAUUUUCAGAUUAAUGAUGAGAAGUCCGGCCUCCUCCAAACAGUUUUUAUCUGCAGCUACAUGUUCCUGGCUCCGGUGUUCGGUUACCUGGGCGACAGGUACAACAGGAAGUACAUCAUGAGCAUUGGCAUCUUGUUCUGGUCCAUGGUGACUCUUGCCAGCUCCUUCACCCCUAAAGAGCAUUUCUGGGCCCUGCUGCUGACCCGGGGCCUGGUCGGCGUCGGAGAGGCCAGUUACUCCACCAUCGCUCCCACCAUCAUCGCUGACCUCUACGUGAAGGGAAAGAGGACAAACAUGCUCUCCAUCUUCUACUUCGCAAUCCCUGUUGGCAGCGGGCUGGGAUACAUCGUGGGGUCGCAGGUUGGAAACGUAGCGCAUGACUGGCACUGGGCUCUGCGGGUGACCCCGGGGCUAGGUCUGAUUGCUGUGGUGCUACUGCUGCUCGUGGUGCAGGAGCCCAAAAGAGGAGCCAUCGAAGCCCGACAUGACAUGCACCACACCAGCUGGCUGACCGACGUCAAGGUGCUCAGCAAGAACCGCAGCUUCGUGCUGUCCACCUUUGGCUUCACGGCCGUGGCGUUUGUCACCGGCUCCCUGGCCCUGUGGGCCCCGACCUUCCUCUUCAGAGCCGCUGUGUUCAACGGGGAGAGGCCGCCCUGUGUGGAGGGAAACUGCGCCUCCACAGAAAGUUUGAUCUUUGGCACCAUCACUGUGGUUACGGGGUUGCUGGGCGUGGCAAGCGGCGUGAUGAUAAGCAGGAAGCUGCGCACGAGGACACCCCGUGCCGACCCGCUGGUCUGCGCCGCUGGCCUGCUCCUUUCCGCUCCCUUCCUCUACCUCGCCAUCGUCUUCGCUCAGGCCAGCACCGUCGCCACAUACAUCUUCAUCUUCCUCGGAGAGACCUUCCUGUCCAUGAACUGGGCCAUCGUGGCUGACAUCCUGCUGUACGUGGUGGUUCCGACGCGGCGCUCCACAGCUGAGGCUUUGCAGAUCGUCAUCUCUCAUCUGCUGGGAGAUGCCGGGAGUCCCUACCUCAUCGGAGUGGUGUCGGACUCCCUGAGGAAGACGGACUCCUUCCUGUGGCAGUUCCGCUCCCUGCAGCUCUCCCUGCUGCUCUGCUCCUUCAUAGCCGUGAUCGGCGGAGGCUUCUUCCUCUGCACCGCGCUCUUCAUUGAGCAUGACCGCAACCGUGCCGAGAACUACGUCCCCACAGAUGACGAGCCGAUCGUCGUGCCGAAGAGCGGCCGCUCCACCAGAGUCCCAGUAUCUAGCGUGCUGAUCUGAAAACAGAUUUUAUUAUUAGGUAUUUAAUAUUUUUUAGGACCGAUCGAACUAUCUGCCAUGCAGAAUAGCUUAUGGACAUGUUUAUAUUUUAAUUCUGAACUUUUUUAAAAUAUAAUUUACCGUGCCCGGGAACAUCAGAACUUUUUAUUUUUGGAUGAAGCUUGUUGGAAAUGUUUCAGAGCGGCAUGACACUGAAAGACUCUCCUAGGAGCAGUUGCGCAUCUUUGAACUGUAAUUAUUAUUUUGUACCUUCAGCAGCUGGUCUGGGAUCAGCUGGAGAUCCAGAAAACACAAAGACAAUAUUCAUAUUCUCUGUAUCCAAAAAACUGAAAGCAUUGUGAACCCUGGGGUUAUUUUGUAUCCAGAAGACGCUUUAUUAAUCUAUUCAUAACCAAGUAUUUGUAUCUCGUUUUAAUUAUAACACUAGCAAAACUAUAAAACCUUUUUUAUCCAUCUGUUUUUCAAUGUCAACCCUGGUUUUACUUUAAAAUGUGUCCGAUGAUAAAGGGAGUUUUAAGAGCGGGGACAUUUUAGUUCUACUUUGGUUUACCUCGCAGCUAAGAUAACGAAGGAAAACAUUUUUCCCACAGUUUGUGUCCGCAGGUAGAGCACACGCUGCGGAACCCCUUGUUUUAUUUACAUGUUAAAUUCAUGUUUGCAAGCAAAGUUUGUACUUGCGCUCAAAUUAUUUUAGCAAACCUUUUUGUGAAAUAUUAAACAGGAAUGAACUUGUCAAAUGUCUGUGUGUGUUUGCACUUGAUGGAACGUUUCAUUUUCGUCUGGGUCAGCGUUCUUAUGAUACAAGAUGAUAACACAUGUUUAUGCAGCUGUAUUUAUAAUUAAAAAUCUAAAAUCAGA